GCCUCGCCCCCCCUCGUCUUAUGACUCGCCUGCUCCAGCUGCACAGCGAAUUAUAGCAAUUACAGUGAUCCAAAGACUAUAUCAGAUAUUUCAACUGUCACUUCGGCAGUGAAGAAUCUUCCGAUACUUACCCGGCUUGCCUGGUUUAUAUUAACAUAAAUCAAAUUAAUAACAGACCAUCGACAUGGCUAUCAUAUUCCGACGUGUGAACGAGGCUCUCGAUAUCAACACUCCAGCUGGUGAUGAGGAGUUGAGUGUGAACGGUAGCGACUGGUUAUGGGCAGCGACAGCUAUCUACCUUGUAUCAUUCAUUAUCUUAUACGCCACUAGCUUCGUAGCUCGGUCUGGCGAGAAGAUCUUCCACUAUCUCUUCACCAUCGCCCUCCUGGUCGGUUCCAUCUCCUACUAUGCCAUCGCUUCUGAUCUCGCCUACGUGGUUAUCCCGGUUGUCAACCACAGGCCUGGAGACCCAUGGACGCGACAAAUCUUUUGGGCCGAAUAUGUGAACUGGGUCGUUAGCUUCCCCGUCGUCACCAUUGCCCUUGGCCUCCUGAGCGGUGUCUCUUGGGCCACGAUCCUUUACAACGUCGCAUUAGCAUGGACUUGGGUCGUCUCUUACCUUGUCGCCGCCUUCACGGCAUCCAACUACAAAUGGGGUUUCUACGCCUUCGGAACUGUCGCAUGGCUGCUUCUCGCAUUCAGCACCCUAUUCCACGGCACAACUUCCGCCAGGCGCGUCAACGUUGCCGGUGACCACUCCCUCCUUGCAGGAUGGGUCAACUUCCUCUGGCUCCUAUACCCGAUCGCCUGGGGUCUGUCCGACGGUGGUAACCGCAUUGGUGUAACUCCCGCAUACAUCUUCUUCGGUCUUCUGGAUGUCUUGCUAGUCCCUGUCCUCUCCUUCGCCUUCGUCAUCCUCUCCCGAAAGUGGGACUACAACACGCUUAACCUCGCCUUCACCCGAUACGGCCGUGUCCACCAAGGCGGCGAAUUCCCCGAGAAGACUACCACCGCUCCGACGGCCCCUGUCGUCGGCGAACAGGCCGCCUAAAGAAAAGAAAGAAAGAAAAAGGAGUACUUAUCGGCAUGUAUUGGGCGCUCUUGCCUAGC
This is a messenger RNA of Daldinia caldariorum, 1110 nucleotides long. Its product is annotated as family A G protein-coupled receptor-like protein. The transcript has 3 exons. Gene Ontology annotation, cellular component: plasma membrane; endoplasmic reticulum. NCBI's taxonomy places the organism in Eukaryota, Fungi, Ascomycota, Sordariomycetes, Xylariales, Hypoxylaceae. Bases 185 to 1051 code for a protein of 288 amino acids. The record is from RefSeq and is a predicted model, not a curated record.